CCGUUAGUCUUUCAGGGGAACAAGAGCAGUGCGUUCAACCGAGAAAAUAGGACAGGGAUAAAUACUUUAGCAUGUUCUACUGGUUAGUUCAGCCAUACAGCCUUAACGUGUAACCAGUUCUCUGUAUGGCUGUAAAGCUUAACGUCGAGAUGUUUUAUUCUGAAUUGUAAACACACCGGAAGUCGUUUUCGUGUAUUCCCGUGUGCUUCACUCUAGUAACUGUCACCAACUUUGACAUUCCCAGAGCUGCUACGCCUCCCCGCUGCGAUCAGACAGAGCUCCAGUCCGGCUAAUCAUUGCACGCAUGUCCGACUUCGUGUUUGAAAUCGCGGAGAAUCCAAACAAUUGGAUUUAAAAAACGAAGAGUGAUGAAACCGGUGAGAUUAACUUCCCCGGCCCUGCCAUCCGCGGAUUUGAGUGUGUGUGCUCAUCCGGAUUCAGACAGAAGGGGGCUUAAAAUCAGGUCGAUUGUGUGGAGGCGGUGGUCACACUUUUCCUCCACGUGGCCACUGUAGUAUCAGUCAAAUCCAUCGCUCAUACUUCUGUGUAACUAAAACAGCCACAUAAAUAGACAUGAUAAAAGAAUAAAAGCCACAAAGAAACCCAAAGCCAUGUCCUGGCAUUGUGUUUUGCUGUAUGUCUGCAUCAUCCUCUCAUCCAUCAUCGUAAUCCUCUUACCAACAAGGAUUUAUGACAGCCACACGACCCCAUAUACAAUCAGUCUGAGUGGGCUAUUAAUUUCUCCACUCUUGACAAAACAGAUUUGCUCUGGCCCGACCCUGUGCUUAAAUCCAUUCAGGCGUCGUGUUUCCAAAAAGGUUAUAACAGUACACACUUAAGCUCGCUUCCUUCCUGUGCAGAGUCUGAAAAAUUGCAAUCCAGCUAUUAUUUUAAGAGCGAUGUUUGUAAAUGAUUAAUCCAAAUUGAAACCCGGAGCCCUUUGCUUUUGCCUUGUUGUGUCAUUUCUGACAUUUUGUAUGCAUUUCUAUGAUUAUUUUUUCCAAUUUAUGUCUUAUUUUGGGUUAGUUUGAGAGUAAUGGAGACUCACUUUUAUUCAGAUUGAUCCCUAGUCUAUUUCUAUAAACAAUUUAGAGCCACUCAAGUCACAUCUAUUCCUUUAUGUUCUUGCUAUACCAUUGCAAUUGUCAGUAAUGCACCUCAUCGCUGGUUGUCAACCACCACAAAAAGAAAAAUCAAUUGAGUGUAACUAUACUGUAACUGUCAUUGGACCUACACUUAUUCUAUUUGCCGAAAAGGAGAGAAAACACACAGCAAAGUUAGAUAUGCAUAUGACUUUCCAUCAUUUCAUUUUUGUCAAAUUUUCCGUAGAUAACGUGAUAAUAACGUAAUCCUGAAUGCUGUAGACCACAAUAAUCGUGUAGUGGAAAUGUGUUGUUGUGACUGCCCUACCCAGGGGGAUACAAUGGAGGAGGAAAUCAGUAAGCAGCAAGAAGUGGGCGUUCCUUUGGUUUAUUAUCUUAAAGGUCUGACAUCGGUGUCACAUCAUUGUUUUUUUUAAUAUAUUUUUCCUUUAAAGAUCUGUAUCUAAAUGAACGUCCUCAGUUGCAAGUCAGCACUUUGUCGGCUCAGCUGUGUGCUGCAGCAGUGUUGUUAUUUAUCCCGCUGAGAAUACAUAAUAUAUUGUUAUGAGCCAGGUGUUCACGUGUAUACGGACACAUAUCAUUACACAACAUUUCCUGCCCUGUUUUUGUCCCCCCGCUGCAUUUGGAAAUCAAUGACACCAGUGUGUAAACACCCAAAGACAAUAACCAUUGUGGCAGAUAACCACAGAUUUGCACCUGUUUGUGUAUCUGUGUGCGAGUCUGUGUGCCGGAGAGAUUUCUGCACGAGUGUUGGUGUCGGAGUGCACAAACACACACACACACGUUUCAGGGCAAUGUGCGAGACUGCUGGAAAUCCCCGAGCCACUCAGAAUGGCUGCUCUCUUCCUGCUCCUCAACUAGAGGCCUAUUGUCCGAUAUGUGUGUGUCCCUGUUGCCAUAGGAAACAAAGUCUGAAGCAUCCACUAGUUUCCAUUGGUUACCCAUUACAUAAAAUACAAACAACACACACACAGCUGUGCUCAUGCAAAUUAUGGCUAAAAGCAACAUUUCAUAAUGCAGUAAUCCGCAUACUGACUGAUCUCAUAUCGGGGUGAAGUCGACAAAGUCGAUAUUAAGCUUGCCAUGUCUGGUCCCACCUGGCUUCCACCGAGAACGCUGGACAGCCCAGAGCGUGCCGUCCCCCAGAUGUCCCACUCUGCCGGGUCAGCGAUCUACCGAGCCCCAAACAAGAAGGGGAUGUCCGACUUCCGGCCAAAAUAUGGCCCCUAUGACCAGAACGGAGGAGGAGGAGGGGGAGGAGGGAUGGCCAACAGAUACAUGGCUACUGGACCCACAGGCGGGCCGGUGCAUCACUCGUCUAGCGAUCACUAUUACUCGCCUCCCCGUGGUCCCAAAGAAGACCGCAACUGGAGCCCUCACAUGGACAGCUACGAGCUGAUGCACCGUGGUCCUGAAAAGCCGGCGAGCUAUCACUCCAAAAUCGACGCCGAAAUUGACUCCCUCACCAGUAUGCUUGCCGAUCUGGACAGCCACCCACAGGACGCCAGCACACAACUGUACGACAAUGUGCCUUACAACAAAUACCUCUCAGGGGAUCAUUACAAACCUGCACACCAGAGCCCAGCCUCUCCUCAGGGCCGGCCAUCCAUGGGCUACCCCCCUCAUCCCCAGAGCCAAUACCACCCCGUGCCCCCUUACCCCAGUGAGCACCAGUCACCUCAGUGCUCCACCUCCCACCAGCAGGACUACUACCCCUCCUCCAACCCUAAGCCCUACCCUCAGCCCGUCCCGGCCUCUUACACCACGGCGUCGACUCCCACCGGGCCCAGGUUCAGCGUCCAGGUCAAGACGGCACAGCCUGUCACCUACUCUCAGACGGGGCGACAGGCGGAGCAGGCGCACACCCCGCCCCCCCCUCGCCAGCACAUGUCGCGCCCCCCUCCCCAGCCUCAGACGAAUCCGCAGGGCUGGUACCCUCCGCAUCAAGCUCAGGAGAUGCACUCUGAGAUGGGGUACAAGGGGAGCGGCUCCGGAUCCGGAGGGAGAGUUAACCAGGUCCAACUGUCCAAGAGAGGGAUGGAGAAUAACCAAACUGGGUCGGGAGCUGCACAAAGUCCUGCUUAUCAGUCCAGCAAGCAGGGGAUAGCAGCGUCCCGGCCCGAGGAAGAGUUGGAGCGACUCACCAAGAAGCUGGUGUACGACAUGAACCACCCCCCUUCCGAGGACUAUUUUGGUCGCUGUGCCCGGUGUGGCGACAACGUGGUGGGUGACGGCAGUGGCUGCAUCGCCAUGGAGCAGGUGUUCCACGUGGAGUGUUUCACGUGCAUCACCUGCCACGCCCGCCUCCGAGGGCAGCCGUUCUACGCCCUCGACAAGAAGAGUUACUGCGAGAGCUGUUACAUUAGUACGUUAGAGCGCUGUUCAAAGUGCUCCAAGCCAAUCCUGGACCGCAUCUUGCGGGCCAUGGGGAAGGCCUACCACCCCCGCUGUUUCACGUGUGUGGUGUGUAACUGCUGCUUGGACGGGGUUCCCUUCACCGUGGACGCAACCUCGCAGAUACACUGCAUAGAUGACUUUCACAGGAAGUACGCGCCUCGCUGUUCAGUGUGCGGCGAGCCCAUCAUGCCCGAUCAGGGCCAGGAGGAGACCGUCAGGAUAGUCGCUCUGGACCGCAGCUUCCACGUCAACUGUUACGUCUGUGAGGAAUGCGGUCUCCUGCUGUCCUCCGAAGGCGAGGGUCGGGGCUGUUACCCGCUGGACGGCCACAUCUUGUGCAAGGGCUGCAGCGCUCGCCGCAUCCAGGACCUCUCGGCCAAAAUCUCCACCGACUGCUGACAGAUCCGUCGCGACUGUGCCACUUUUUUUUCCUUUUUUUUUAAAAGUCCCCCCCUCGCGCUCUUGCAAAUCCAUGAACAGUUACACAUUACACGAUAGCACAGACAAGAAACAUUACAGCUUUGUGCAGAGUUACUUUUUCCUUUUUUCCCCCCACUUGCUUGGUCUGAGUUCUCAUUAGCUUUGCUAUGGGUCCCUCUGGUGGUAUCAGGCAGCAAUUUCAUUUUUAUGUUACUUUGACGUAGCGACCGCCUCCUUCCAUUCAGAAGUCCUACUACAUUUUCUUCCUUUAUUUGGUACACACGUUUAGCUCAGUGAUCAACAGUGGCCUGACCUGCAGGCAGCUUGGGCUCCACUCACCAUUCAUUCACACCGGUACUGCUGAACUGUUAGCUUGCACAUUAUUAUUAUUAUCACUGUCAAAGACGAUGAAAGUAUGGAAGGAUAUCACAGAUUUUGACCUGAAAAGUGGGUGUUUUUUUUCCACAGAAGUGAAAUGAUAAUGAGGAUGACGGCUUGUUUAAAUCCGUCUAAAUGCUGGGACCUGUACAUUUGUAAAACACUACACAUCAAAGUGCAGAACUGCCUCAAAUCAAGCAUAUUAAAAGCACAUAAUGAAACAACUGUGACUGUACAUAACGGGGCUGGUUUGGUUCGACAAUGAAACUGUUGCCAACUGUUUUUGGGAAAGCAUGUAGCCUUUAGUGCGGUGAAUCUUUGCAGAGUAGUAGCCUCCCUAGCGAGAGAAAUGUAGACGACAGGAAUGUGUAGUUAGCUUUACAACACCAGACGUUAUUAUUUUUUUUCUCGUUCUUUCCUUUAGCUUUUUAUUAAAAUGCUAGUACAAUAUUUGCUAGAACAAUUCUCUCGUCUGUACGUCGCUCGAACAUCCGCGUUCUUUAAGCUCAUAACAGGAUUUUUUUUUUUUUUUUUUUUUGCCGUUACAUAAUCAUCCAAAAUAACGUUUUUGAAUGUCUACGGGGAAAAACUAGAAUCUUGCUUUCCUUUUUGUUUAACAUGUGUUGUUGGUCGAUACUUGACUGUUACAUUGAAGGCGAUGGUGCAAUGAAGUCAAAUGCUUUCUUCUGUCAAAGGAAAACAGGGUGUUGGUUACUAAUGCAGCUUAAAAACAUCCUAUUGUGUGACGCUUGAGCCCCAUGUGAAGUGUUUGUACACGUGCCAUAUUGGGAGUAAGGACACUAAAGUGAUAAUCAGUUGAAAUAGUAAACAAAUUCUUCCACACAGUUUAUUCUUUAUGUUAAUGAAAUAAAAGUGGAAUUUAAUGUGAUUUUCACCAUUUUAAAAAAACAAAACAAAAAAAAACUGAUUUCGCAGUACAACUCUUCACUUGAUUUUUGCACUCUCGUGGGCCAAGUUGUCAUUAUAUCUGAGAUUUUGGAGCAACAGUAUUUGUUAUAUUUGUGUUUAACCUCUUGUCUUUCCGUCCUGCCUUUUUUUUUGUAAAUGUGUAAGUUAAAGGGCUAGAAAUUUGAAAGCCUUACCUCAAGGAUGUCACUCAGUUUCAUAAUAAUCCUUUUUUUUUUUUUUUUUUUGGAAACUGGGUUUGUCUGUGAAUUCUGCUUUUUGUUGUGACAGAACUUGAUCAUGCUUAAACGGUUCAUCUCUUGUUAAUUUAUCAUGGUGUGUGUGUGUGUGUGUGUAUAUACUGUGUUAGCGUUAAUCUGCUUUUUAUCAACAUAACCAUUUCAUUCAUGCGCAGAUGUGUCAUUUUUUAAAAUCCUGACUCAUUUCA
Acanthopagrus latus (yellowfin seabream) is the source of this 5652-nucleotide messenger RNA. RefSeq names its product thyroid hormone receptor interactor 6 (gene trip6). The record is from RefSeq and is a predicted model, not a curated record. The transcript has 10 exons. Gene Ontology annotation, cellular component: stress fiber; focal adhesion. Bases 2187 to 3899 code for a protein of 570 amino acids. Gene Ontology annotation, biological process: cell-cell adhesion. Lineage: Eukaryota; Metazoa; Chordata; Actinopteri; Spariformes; Sparidae.